AUGCAUCGAAAAAAUGAAAGCAGUCAAGCGAAGAAAAAAAUAUCGUCAAUAAGUAGACACCUGUCUAAUGGUAAUCGACGAAAGGAAUCAUUGCGUCGCACAUGGUCUCACGAUUUACCGUCAUUAGCAACAAAUACUGUUAAAAUGUUUGUUGCUACUCUACAUAUAGGUGCAACUGUGACUGAAUCGUCUACGGAUAAAAAUAAUGAAUUAAAGCAAUAUGAUAAUGAUAAUGGUGGUGGUGAUGAUGAUGAUGAUGAUAACGAUGAUGAUGAUAAUGAUCUAUUAAAUUUAGGUCAAGAAGUACAAGCACACAUUCCAGAUAUUGUUUUAAAUAAUUUAAAUGAUUUAAUUGAUCGUAAAGGUAAUAUAUCAAUACCAAAUGAACAUAAAUAUGAAAAUUCAACAUUAUUAUUUCUUGAUGUAUCCGGUUUUACAUCAUUAACAGAACAAUAUUCAAAUGCUGCACAUUUAGGUAUUGAUCAAUUAACACGUACAUUAAAUUCUUAUUUUGAUAAACUUGUUUAUGAAAUCUUAACACAUGAUGGUGAUAUAUAUAAAUUUGCUGGUGAUGCUAUACUUUCUCUAUGGACAGAUGAAACAACUGGUCCACAAAAAGCAUUAAAAUGUGCAUUACAUUUACAACAAAAAUGUGGUGCUUAUGAAACGGAUGUUGGUGUUAUAUUACGUUUAAAAGUUGCACUUGCUUAUGGAUCUGUAUGUGCUUUAUUUGUUGGUACGGAAGAUUUUAAACAUUAUUUAUUAACUGGUGAUUGUAUUAAAAAUGUUAAUGCAUGUGAACAAUUAUGUGAGCCUGGGGAUAUUAUAAUCACAAAAGCUAUUUAUGAUAAAAUACAAUCGACAUCAACACUUAAUUGUGAAUUUGUUCCUGUUAGUGAAGAUAUUGAUCCUAAACAGGAACAUAUUGCUGUUAAAUAUUCUCAAUCAAGACGAUCAUCAAUCGGUGAAGUUUCCGAUACAGAAGAACAUAUAAAUAAUUCAACAAUGAUCCAAGAUAGAAUGGAUAUUUCAAAUCAAGAAAUAACUAAUGAUGUUACUAAUAAUAAUCAUAAUAGGGAAUCAUCGGAAAAUGAUUUACCCGAUGAUGAACUUUAUGUUAAAAUUGAUGUAUUAAUGAAAUCAUUUUUAUUACAUUGUGUCUAUCAACGUAUUGAACGUAAACAAUCAUUAGAUUAUUUAUCUGAAUUACGUCGUGUAACAAUAUCAUUUAUUAAUCUUGAUAUUGUAAAUGAACCAACAAUAAAUGAUAAUAUGUAUGAAAAUAUUCAUAAAAUAUUCGUGCAAAUAUAUGAAUUAACGAAAAUGAUGGGUGGAGUUUUAACAAAAGGAUUAUUAUUUGAUAAAGGUUGGUCAUUUUUAUGUGUUUAUGGUUUACCAGGUUAUAAACAAGGUGAUGAUACAGCAAAUGCACUUAAAUCAGCUCAAAUGAUUCAUUCAACAAUACAAAAUCAAUGUAAAUUUGUUGAAAAAUGUUCAAUUGGUGUGACAACGGGUUUGACAUAUUGUGGUGUAGUUGGACAUAGAGCACGUUGUGAAUAUACAGUUAUUGGUCGAAAAGUAAAUAUGGCUGCACGUUUAAUGUGUAAUUAUCCAAAUAUAAUCUCAUGUGAUCAAGAAACAUAUUAUAAUUCACGUUUAAGUAGUCGAUUUUUUCAAAUUCUACCGGAUAAAACUUUAAAGGGAAUGAAUAAUGUUGGUGUUAUUUGGCAUUAUUGUGAUAAUCAUGAUUUAGUACACGCAAUGGAAGAAAAUAAAACAUCGAAUUAUCAAUUAAAUGAUACAAAACAUGAAGAUUUUCCAUUAUUAGGACGAAGAGUUGAAUUAAUGAUUGUUGCAGCACAAAUUAUGUUACUUGAUGAACCAGUAAAUAGUAAAAAUCGACGGCGAGAACUUGCAGCUAUUAUUUUUGAAGGAGAAGAUAAAAUUGGUCGAAGUCGUUUGUUACAAUUCAUAGCUAAAUCAUUAGAAAAUUCGUCAAAUGUUAGUAACGCAUCUGUUGCUUCUUUCUAUAAUAAUACAUACAUUCCAAAUGAUGUAACAAUGAAUAGUAAUAAUACAAAUAUCCCAAUCUAUGAUAAUGGAACUGAACCUGUAUCAUCAUUAAAUUGUUAUUCAAAUGAUUGUGCAAUGAUUAAAAAACCAUCCAUACAUGUUAUUAAUUAUCGUUGUCAAUUAGAACAACGUUUUAAUGAAUUUAGUUUACUUCGAUCAUUAUUAAGACAAUUACUACAAUUUCAUCAUGAUGAAAAAACUCAAUACGAACGUGAACAAUAUCUUUUACGUUUAUUUGAUAUAAAUAAAACAAAUGAUUUAUAUUUAAGACGAAAUUUAUUUGUAUUAAAUGAUUUACUCGAUGUGAGAUUUCGUCAUAGUCAUAUUGAAACAGAAAAUAAUAAUGAUAAUACAUUAGUUAAAACUUAUGAAUCAAAUAUGAAUGAAGUACUAUUACAUAUUCUAAAUAAACUUAUUGAUAUACCAAAUAAUAUUGCAGAAUUAUAUGGAGCAACAUCUGCCGUAAAUUCAACAAAUUCAUGUCCAAUUUAUUUAAAAGCUCGAUUAUCAACUAGUUCAACAGCAAGUUUAACUGCAGCUAUACCAUCUACAACUGUAUCAAAAAUUAUAUUUAUCAUUGAUGAUAUACAUUUUGCUGAUGAAAGUUCAUUGAAACAUUUACUUACAUUGGGUAGUCAUCAAAAAUGUUUAUUAAUUCUUUCAGUGAAACCACCACGAAAAAAUAAUAAUGAUCGAUCAAAUUCGAAUAUAUUACAAUCAAUAACAACUGAUUCACGUGUUUAUCUUCGUCGAUUACCUGGAUUAGAAUUACGUUGUUUAGCAACACUUGGAUGUCAAAUGUUAUCUGUUCAUCGAUUACCAGCAAAACUUGUUAAAGUAUUUAAUGAAAGUUGUAAUGGUAUACCGGGUUUUUGUGAACAAAUUGUAUUUGAUUUAUUGAGUAAAGAUAAAAUCUAUAUUGAUGAUAAUAAUGAUUCUCAUGAUCAAGAUUCCGGUUUAGUUGAAGGUGAUCCAGAUAAAAUCUUAAUAAAUAAUCCAAUAAAAACUGGUUUAUUUAAAACAUUUUUUUCUCGUCGAAAACAAGAAAUAAAAUCUGAACAACGUGAAAAUGAACCAAUAUUUUCUCGUAUAUGUUUAUUACGUGAUCCAACCGAAGAAGAUUUUAAUGCUGAUUGUCAACAAAAUUUUCAAAAUUAUAUUAUGUGUCGAAUUGAUCGUUUAUCUGAAGGUGAAAGUCUUCUUGUUAAAAUAGCUGCUAUUAUUGGUUAUACAUUUUCACGUACAUUUCUAUGGUAUUUAGUUGAUCCACAAUCAAAAAAAUUAAUCAAUAUACAUUCAUGUAUAUUAGAAAUGAUGCAACGAAAUGUUAUUGAAUGUGCUUUUGGUAAACAACAACCAGUUAAAACACGUACAAUUAAAUGUUAUUGUUUACAAAAUCCCGGUGGUUUUCCAUCACAAUGUCGUUUGAUGGCAUUCACACAUUCAACUAUACGUGAAGGAAUCAAUAAUUCAUUAACAGAUGGUUUAAAACGUUCAUUAACACGUAAUGCAAUUGAAUAUUUAGAAAAACAAUCAACAAUUCUUUGUUUAACAUGUGGAGCGGGUAAAAAUGAUAGUCCAUUUCUUGUACAAGAACAAGAUGGUUUAGCUAAAUUUCUUAAAAAUAGACAACAACCGGCUUUUGUUGAUAUUGUUAAAAUGGCUGCUUUGAAGGAGAUUGAUAAUGCUAUUAAAAAUAUAUCACGUACAAUUAAUUCACCAUCGAGAACACGUUCAAAUACAGGAGUCAAUGAACCAAUUCAAUCAUUUUCAGUACCUAAUGCAAAUGAAAUAGUUGAUGAAGAAAACAGUGCUGAUCAUAAUCAAAAGAAACGUCGAAAUAGCGUUGAUACCAGUUCUGCUAAAUUACCACCAUUGAGAAGACCUUCAACUUUAAAUCCUACGAUAGUUAGUGAUGAUGAUGAUGAUGAUAGUGAUGAUAAAAAUGAAGAAAUAUGUGAUACAAAAAAUUCUCCAACAACACAUCGUGAAUCAAAUGAUCCAAAUUUAACUUUAAUAAGUGUUUAUUCACCUGAUGUAUCACCAACAGUUGAAAUGAAUGUUAAACGUGCACCAACAUCACCAGUAUCAAGAUCAAGUCAAUUAUUUUCUCUAUUUAGAUUACCACUACGAAGAAAUGUUAGUGUAAGUGAAUCAAGAUCUGAAUUAUUACACAAAGUUGAUGGAACUGUAUCGGAUAAUAAAUCAAAUAAAUGUGAAACUAUUGUUGAAGUACCACCACCAACAACAAGACCAAAUAAAAGUCGUGUUAUGUCAUUUAUAAGAUAUCUCUUCUGUCAAUUUACACCAAUUGGUUCCAAUGCAACAGUAGCACCAUCUAUUGAAUAUCAAACGCCAAGUGACAGUAAUGAUGAUUUAAAUGAAAAUCUACCAGAUGAUACAACUGUGCAAACUGAAACGCACUCAAAGGCAAUGGAAGUUCCAGUUCCAAAGGAUUAUUUUUCUCAUUGGAAAAAAGUUCGUAAAGCAAUAUUACCAGCAUCGGGUAAAAUACAUCGAGCAAUACCUAAUGAAGAUGAAUUACUUGCACAACCAAUGUUUUCAUUAGAAUUAAUGAAAGGAUUAUCUGAUGAUUUAAAUCGUUUAAAUAAACAAAUUUCUCUAACACGAUCAUUUGAAGUUCUCUAUGAUGAAUCACUUUUAUUUCAUACAUUUCAAUCCUAUGUUCGACAUAAUAAUUUAAUGCAAUAUGUUUAUGACCAAGUACAAAAUGAAGAAGAAGAAAAUAUUCGAGAUUUAAAUGAAUAUUUAAAUGAAUUUACUUCUUAUAAUGAUUUACGUAUAUGUGAAUGUAUUGAUUAUGUUAUGUCUGUUUAUAUCAAAUUAGUUGAAUAUCAUACAAAUCUUUAUGAUAUAUAUGAAAAAAUGGCAGAUGAUAAACGUGAUUAUUCACAUUUAAAACAAUUCGAUCGUAUUAUGUAUUAUCGUACAGAAAUUUGUCGUUUAUUAUUACGUUGUAAUUGUUUACAACGUUUAUUAGUUGAAAUUGAAAAUGGUAUGAAAUUUCUAGAAAAAUUUCAAAAUGAUACAAAUAAUGGAGACGAUUUUAUUGGUCAAUAUCAAUAUUUAAUUAUUAAAUAUACUUAUGAUAUUUUUCAAGCAACACUUUUACAACGUACAAGAGCUAUAAAUGAUUCCCAGCAAUUAUGUGAAAAAAAUUUAAAAGAAUUAAAUCAACUACAUGAAGAUAAAAUAUGGGAUAAAUUAAUAAUAAAUACAAAAUUCGAUGAUCCAGCAUCAGCAAAAGAAAAAAGACAACAAUUUGAGCAUAGUAAAGAGCAUCAAUCGAAAGAUUUUUCAAUAGAUAGUAGUCACACAUCUACCACGACUAAUUCUGAACAAUUUAUUCUUUUUACUGGAAAAUAUCGUCUUGAAUAUUUAUUAUGUCAAUAUAAUCUUCUUUUAUAUGAUUUAUCUCGUCAUCAAUCUACUGAGUCAAUAACUAGAUUAAUUGAUUUACAAUAUUAUACAUUUCCAUUAUCAUUCUCUCUUUCAUGUACAAUAAUUCUUGUUGAAUAUUUUUAUUGUCAAAAAGAUUAUAAUCAAUGUUUAGCAUUAAUUGAUAAAAUUCUUCAAUUUUGGUGGCCAUAUGUAAGUCCUCGUGAAAAACUUGAAUUUGGUAAAUUAAAAUGCUUAUCAUUAAUAAUCGAAUUAAAACAAGGUUCAAUUGAUUCAGCUAUAGUAUCAGGUUAUUUUGCUAAACGUAUAUUAACUAAUUAUCAUGAAAAUAUCUUUCUUUGUGAAUCAUGUAUUUAUUUAACAUUUGCAUUAAUAUGUGAAAUGCGUGUAUCAAAUAUUGAAUUAAUUCUUCAACAUCUAGAAUAUUUAAGUGAACAAACAAUGAAUUGUUAUGCAAAAUUAUGGUAUUAUAUAUUAGUUAUUGAUGUUGGUAUUGAACUUGGUUAUGAACUUAUGCCAAUAACAAUUGAUUUAUUAGAUAAUAUAACAAAAUAUCGUAAAAAACUUCGUCCUGGACCCAAUGAACGAACAUUAUUACUUGUUUAUACUGAUUGUACAUUAGCACAAAUUUAUGCACGUUUAGGAUUAUUAGAUAUGUCAAAAAUACAUUUUCAUUUAGCUUUACAUCAAAUAAAAUAUGAUCAAAUGCAUUUAUCUAUGAGUGAUUUUCGUCUUAAACGUGCAUUAUUAAAAUUAGUUGAAAUACAAUUAUUACAUUGGUAUUAUAAAAAAGAAUCGGAUGAAAAUUUUACUAAAGAUGUUUUUUUCUUACAUAAUUUUAAUGAAUCAAAUCAUGAAGAAUUUCUUGCAUGGAAUAAAACAAGAUUUUGUAUUUAUCAAGCUUAUUAUGAUAGAUUAAUUAAUGAUUAUAGAAGACAAGAAAAACUUUCGAUCGAUAAUGAUUACAAUUGGGAAACAAAUUUACAUGAAGCUGAAAAAACUGCUACGAAACUUGAUUUAGAAUGGAUAGAAUGUUUAAGAAGUGCCUGGUCACUUCCUGCAUCUGAACAAAUUCAUUUAAAAACAAAACAUUCAACAUCUGAUCGACAAGUUCGUCGACCCAUAUUAUUAACGAAACAUAGCAAUCGACGUAUCAUUCGACCAGCAAUCCCUCAUAUUAGGACAACUGCAAAGAACGAUAUAAAUCUAGAAAAAAAUCCCGAUGAUCAAUUUUCAAUAAUGAAUAAUUCCUCUCAUCAGAAAUUUGUUGAUUGGCGUUCAUGUUUAAACAAUAAUUCACCACAUUUCCAACUAUAUAUUCUUCCGGUGAAAGUGUAA
Molecule: messenger RNA, 6831 nt
Organism: Adineta steineri
Lineage: Eukaryota; Metazoa; Rotifera; Eurotatoria; Adinetida; Adinetidae
Source: the annotation of a GenBank genome assembly